UGGACGCCUGCGUCGACGGGAAAGUCACCUCGUUGUGCGGUCAGGGUGAAGCUACUGACAGCUAGCCGGUAACCGGGGCCAGAGCUCCGGCGAAGGUCGACAGGAGGACACCAGCAUCUUUCCCCCCGAGCCUUGAAACCAGCCCGGGCUUCACUUCCAGCCCGCUGACCGACCGCCGCGCCUCCCGCAGGAAGAACCGCAGCGAGCCCGCCGUGUAGCCAGUUAGCUCAGGUCUCCCUCCGUCUUCUCCACCCUCCGCAGCCAUGGCCGCGCUCAGGGCGUCCUACCACCGGAUCCUGGACCGGAUCGAGCACAUGCUGCCCGCCAAGCUGAGGCCCCUCUACAACCACCCGGCAGGUCCCAAAACCGUCUUUUUCUGGGCCCCGAUGUUCAAAUGGGGUCUGGUUUUCGCGGGUUUGGCUGAUAUGACUCGACCAGCAGAGAAACUCAGCACGUCUCAGUCUGCAGUGCUGACGGCCACCGGCCUGAUCUGGUCCAGAUACUCUCUGGUCAUCAUCCCAAAGAACUGGAACCUGUUCGCCGUCAACUUCUUCCUGGGCGCCGCCGGAGGAAAUCAGCUCUACCGGAUCUGGAGGUACGAGCAGGAGCAGAAGGCCAAGGCGGUGGAGGCCGCUGAGUCCUGAGGGCCGUGGCGACCGCCCGCCGUCCUGAAGGGAGACUCCUCAUCACCGCUCCAUAACUCCAUGCCAUAACCAUCCAUCCACCACAUUAAGCCUGUCGGCCCUGUUGGAAAUAUGCACUUUUCCUUAAGUUUCACAUUUCCUCAGGGUAUUAUUAUAACUUUGAAAAAACAAAAAAAAGAAAACAAGAGAGAGAAAAGAAACAAAGAACUUUUUUUUUUUUUUUAACUUGUCAACACUCACGAGAAUGGCAGUCAUCAACGCACAAGUACCACUUGUUCAACAAGUGCUGUGAUUGUACGAUGUUUUAAUUUAACUUCUUGCUUUAACGCUCAUGCACUCGUUGGGAAGUUUUUCCAUCAUCAUCAUCAUCGCUGUUCAGGUGUAGCAAGUAGUACCUCAAGAAGAAAAAGACUUCCCCUCUUCCCCCCUAAACAAUGUAUUUCUUAGAUUAGUGUUGAACGUGGUUUAAAGAAUGUCUGUAAAUGAAAUGACCUCAUCGGUGUUUCUAAUCGCGCAGACAUCUGUACCUCAGCAGUCAUUAAAUCUCAUUGUAACGAUUCCUUUAAUUCAAGUAGCUUUAAUUUCUUUUUGAUCUGUGUGAAAACCAAUCCUCAUUUCUGAAUCACUCCAUCAAAGACUUGUUGUAGCUGUACAGAACAACACUUUGUAAUCCGACGAUCGCCUCAGUUAAUCUGUCCAGCUUUUGUUUUUUAAACAUUGCUUCAGAGUCAAAGAGCAAACACUGACACCAAACCCUGCCGUUUCGAAGCUUUGUUGUUCUUAGGAAGGUGUUUUAUAUUGUGUAAGAAUAACACGUUGUUUUGACCCUGUAUUUACACGACUCAACUCCCUGAUGAAUUUAGCAAUAACUGAAUCGAUCUCUUAGCCUGCUGACUGUUGGAACAAAUGGCACUUUGAUGACGGUUGAUCGCGAUGGCGCUGUAAUGGAUGUGUAAUACUAAUAAAUGCUGUUUGACACAGA
This is a messenger RNA of Salarias fasciatus (jewelled blenny), 1626 nucleotides long. RefSeq names its product mitochondrial pyruvate carrier 2b (gene mpc2b). Gene Ontology annotation, cellular component: mitochondrial inner membrane. The coding region runs from base 264 to 644 and encodes 126 amino acids. The record is from RefSeq and is a predicted model, not a curated record. Gene Ontology annotation, biological process: pyruvate import into mitochondria. The transcript has 5 exons. Lineage: Eukaryota; Metazoa; Chordata; Actinopteri; Blenniiformes; Blenniidae.